AUGAUCACAGAAAUGUGCCAGAACGUUGUCCCACCAGACUCCAAGGGAGGUCUGCUCGCUGACCAGAUGGGCCUCGGAAAGUCCUUGACGAUGAUCUCAUUAAUUGCUUUGAACAGCUGCAAGUCGACCGAAAAAGGGAUAUUUACCACACAAGGUUAUCUCCGCCGUUUGAAGUCCACGCUCAUUGUUGUCCCCUAUUCACUUCUCGAAACUUGGAACAAUCAAUUGAAGAGGCAUUUGAAGCCCGACACUUUGACAUGGAUGCGCUUUCACGGUACUCAAAAACGCAAGAUUUGGACUCUUGGCAACUUCGACAUCGUAAUCACAACUUUUGAAACACUGGUUAGACAGCAAAAGCGACAUGAAGAUACCGAAAUUCGUGAAGAGACUCUAUUUUCAUUCUCUUGGCAUAGAAUAGUACUUGACGAAGCACACACGAUACGCAAUCGAGCAACGGCGAUGGCAAAAGCAGCGUGUGCAGUCAACGCAACCAACAGAUGGGCAAUCACUGGUACCCCGAUUCAGAAUCGUGUCACAGACUUCUCUAGUCUUCUUGAGUAUCUUAAGAUCUACCCCUUCUCAUCACCGAAAGUGUUCGACACGGAAAUUGCCAAGCCAUGGCUGAAGUCUGGAGACAAAGACAUCACACGGAUGAAGAAGCUAGUGAACUGCAUUUCCUUGUGCAGAACAAAGGCAAUUAUCGAUCUGCCCAAGCGGGAGGACUUGAUUCACAAUCUGAAAUUCAGCGCCGAGGAACAAGAAUAUUACGACAGAGCGAAAGAAGGAACUAUCAGGAAGCUAGACGCAGCCCUAUCAAGCAACCCGUUGCAGCCUGGGCAGUAUCUCAAUGCAUUACAAUGGCUCAAUGAAUUGCGCCUACUCUGCAAUCACGGACUUGUACAUUCAAAUCGCGAAGUCAACAAGACAGUUAGUAUCACGCCACAAGAUACUCAAGUUUGGAACAAGUCAACCGGAAACAAGGCCUUUGAGACCAUUGUAUGUGCAAACGAAGCAGUUUGCUCCGUUUGUGGCAAUGUUCUUUCCGAUGGCGCAGGCCAAGGGUCGAAUUCGGAAAACCCAAAACCUUAUCUCGCAAAGUGUUUGACGCUCACUUGUGGCUCAUGUAUCAAAGAUUCCCCAAGCGGUCAGCCGGUACCGACAUGCUCGCAUGUACCAUUGUGCAAAAGUGUUGAAGUGUCGUGGACACCAGACAUUGCUAUCAGUUCCGGGAAAGGAAAGAUGCUGCCGGAUAUCCGCGAAGAACACGUCUCAACGAAGCUGAAGACAUUGAUGGCAGAUUUACAAACCUGCCCAAAAGGAGAGAAAAGCGUUGUCUUCUCAUACUGGACUUUCACGCUUGAUCUUAUUGAAUCUCUUCUCAUCAAAGCUGGGAUAUCAUACACUCGCAUCGAUGGACAGCACUCUGGGGAGCGGCGAGAAGAGGCAAUUCAAAAAUUCCAGACAGAUGCCUCAAUCCAAGUCAUACUCGUGUCUAUCACGUGCGGUGGUGCGGGACUUGACCUUACCGCAGCUUCAGUAGCGUAUCUUCUUGAGCCGCAAUGGAAUCCGAUGAUGGAGGAGCAAGCACUUUGCCGCAUUCAUCGACUCGGUCAAGCAAAAGAAGUAAAGACCGUCCGAUACAGAAUUCGGGGAUCUUUUGAAGAACGCGUUGUUCAAGCCCAAGACUUGAAGAAAGAAAUUGCUGCUGAGGCCUUCAAUAUGCAAUCAAGAAGAAAUCCACUCGAUAACCGGAAGAGACUUGAGAUUUUCCUCCGUAUGCGAUAUGAAAGCAUUGAUGAAGGUCCGAGCUCUAUGUCGCGAUCCAACCAGUCGAACGCACUCCGAGGCUGA
Messenger RNA from Mollisia scopiformis, 1851 nucleotides. RefSeq lists its product as uncharacterized. Lineage: Eukaryota; Fungi; Ascomycota; Leotiomycetes; Helotiales; Mollisiaceae. Gene Ontology annotation, molecular function: ATP-dependent chromatin remodeler activity; ATP binding. The record is from RefSeq and is a predicted model, not a curated record. The transcript has 8 exons. Bases 1 to 1851 code for a protein of 616 amino acids.